Messenger RNA from Dichotomopilus funicola, 4128 nucleotides. RefSeq lists its product as uncharacterized. The record is from RefSeq and is a predicted model, not a curated record. The transcript has a single exon. Gene Ontology annotation, molecular function: mRNA binding; protein binding. Lineage: Eukaryota; Fungi; Ascomycota; Sordariomycetes; Sordariales; Chaetomiaceae. Bases 1 to 4128 code for a protein of 1375 amino acids.
AUGCUCGAGAGGACUGCGACAGGCAUCGAGCCCUGCAGUACCAGCUUCCAGCGCAUCUUCCCUUCUGCCGGCUCCUGUCUGCCAACCCGCCGCACACUCCAUGCGGCUUUUUGGCACCAUGGCGCCGCCGACCUAGGGCACUUCGAUACCUGUCAGCCACUUGUGCGCCAUACCCCGGCCGAGGCGACCAAGAUCCCCACGGCAACCCCGCGGUCCAAGCCGAAGCCGAUCGAGAACGCCUACCCGGUAACUGCCCCCGGGUUUUCGCUCGACUUUUUAUACCCCAGCGGAACGGCCGCGCUACUCCAGAGAGUCCACCGGAUACAUGGCCCCCGCUUGGACCAUGGCUCGAGAUCGCGGACCCCCGUCUCUCGCCUCUUCACUUCCACUGCCCCUCUUCGGUCAGACCAGCGGCCUUGGGACGACCCAGAAGCCGCCACGGGGCAGGCGGCGGGCAACCCGGAAGAUGUGCAUGAGGAGGACGAAUGGGGCCCUCAGCGGGAGCUGGAAAGGUGGGAAGGAGAUGACGACGGCGGAGGUAACAGCGGUAACGCCGGCAACGGCGGGAACGAUGGACGGGGCCGACGGGACGGAUGGGACGGAUGGGAUAGAGACCAAGGGCAUCCAGUAGAUGGCGCUGCCGACAUCAAUGGUGACGUUGACGUUACCUUAAACAGGCUGAAAAGGCUUCUGUACUCACCGACAAACACCGGCGGCUACGACCAAAUCUACCAAAACUACAUGAGGCUCCCUCCGGACAUGCAAGAGCCCUUUAAGGCGGAUGUGAUGGUCACCAUCUCCGCCUCAGAUCGGCCCAUCGAGGCUGGGCGGGUCACCGAUCUCUUCGCUCAGUUUCGCAUGAGCCAGUGGACCGACGAUCUCCUCGCUGCUGCCACAAAGGCCCUUUUUGUCCUGAACAGAAUCCAGGACGCCGUGUCCCUUUUCCGCGUGGCUGUGGAACACCGCCGCUUGAGCGGGGGGCUGGAUCGCAUCCUUGCCCACGGAUUGGAAACGAAGUCGUUCGACUUGGUCACGCUUGUGUGGCGUCUCUACACGACCAAUAUCAAGGACCCCAAACCGCCGCCCGACGCCCCACCGCAAAGUUCACCUCGCCUACCAGUCGUCAAUCAUCUGAUCUACCCGUUGACCGCCGAGGUUCCGGAUCUCCACCUCCGGUUCCGGGAGUUGUACUUCUACUAUGGCGACCCCGACGUCAAGCCUUGGCUGCUCAAGCCUUGGUUGAUCAAACCUUGGCGUACUGAGUUCAUCGGCUCCAUUAUCAGACACCUUUUGACCCAUUCCCUCGAACUGUUGAAGGAGCCCGAUACAGUUUUCAUGCUCCACUGGGUGAAGGACCCGAAGGAGUACGAGCGCUACAUCCUUCUCAACCACCAACGUGGGGCGAAACCCCGCUUGAUGACCGACCUGUAUUACAGGUACAGGUCGCUCCCGAGCGUUAUCCCGGACGCCUCGAUACUGCGGAUCAUGAUGGACAUCCUUUUCCCACUCAACGUUGUGGGAAUGCUACGGCUCAAAACGGAUUGGUACCGCGGCUACGGCCGGUUGGAUGAGAGGGCCCUUGACAAGUUCAUGUCUUUUUACGCGGAUCGUGGCGAUGUCAAGUCCCUCCUCGAUCUGACCGAAGAAUACGAGCAGCACCACCCCGGCAGUAAUCUUAAACAUGACCCAAUCUUCAUCGGAUUCCUCGCUCGGGCUUAUGCCGUUCGCGGCGAUCCCAAGGGUGUGCGCCAGGUGUUGGCGGAUGUCACUGAAAGAACGGGGGGCGGCCCGUCGGUCGAGCUGUUGAACCACUUGUUGAAGGCGUACAGUAAUGUGGGCGAGUACGAGGAGGCGAUCAAUAUCUUUUCGUUGAUCCUCGAGCAGCACGAACCUGACCCGACCACCUUCGCUACCAUGAUGAGCAUGGCCGGCGACCGCGGCGACCUUCAGUUUACUCUUGAGGUCUUCAAGCUCGUCGAGGACCGGGGUCUGCCGAUCACCUGCGACCUGAUCCAGCCCGUGGUCGAGGCAUAUUGCCGCAACGACCGAUACGCAGAUGCCGAGCGGUUGUGCAUCAAGAUCACCAGGAAGAAGGAGGUGCCCGGGCCUCACACCCCGCUCUGGAACACGCUCAUCCGCCACAACGCCUGGGGGCGAGACCUGAUUGGGGUGAACCGGCUCCUCCAGCACAUGACAUCGCUCAACGUCUCCUACGACCACACGACCUAUGCCCACCUCAUCUUGGCGCUGCUCUACGUCAACCAAUCGCACCACGCCCUACAUCUGCUCCGAGCUGCGCUCGACGAGGGAUCCUUUGAGCCCACCCAGGACCAUUACAUCCUUCUCAUGGUAGCCUUCAUCCACACCCAGGAGUCGUGGCUAGCCUUCAAAGUUUACGACUUGAUGCGCCGUACCGGCUUCCCAGAGUCGGCCGCUGCUACCGCUCAGUACAUCACCGCCUUCGCAAAUUACCGGCGGCUGCAAAUCGAUGACAAGUAUACUCUAAAGUUGAAGAGGCGGUUUGCCGGAUUCAUCCUCCGUGAGUUUUAUCGGGCCAUGGAGAGGGAGGAGAAUAACGAACCCGACUCCAACGGUGCUAUCAUCCACCUCUACUCCAAGACCCUUUUGGCCUUGACCAGGAUGCGGGAGUAUGCUUCGGUGAACCGAAUCAUUAAAAUUCACAACGAGCGCUACCCAGACCGCGGGACCCCCGAAACCAUGCCUCUCGAGAUCCUGCACUUAGUCUUGCUCGCCCAGUUUCGUUCUAGAAAGAUUGCCCGCGUCCGCAAGACGUGGGAGAUCAUCCUCCGGCGCACUAGCCGGCGCUAUCAGCCGGCCGCGUCGUUCCUGAACCCGGAGGGCGAGGGCUACGACCCGGAGAAUCCGGUCAACCCCAUUGUUUCCGACCAGCGGUUCCGCCUCAGCGAACCGCUCCGGGUAAUGCAAUACGUGCACAUAGACGCCGGAGAUUCGAUUGGCUUAAUUAAGCUGGUGGAGACAGUACGCGCGCGCGGCUACGAACUGGAUAACAAGAACUGGAACUACCAUGUGCAGGGGCUGGCAGAUAUGGGGCGGUGGCACCGAGCCUUCACUACGUGCGAAAGGGUACUCAUGCCCAACUGGGCCGGCUGGGCGGCGCUCACCGGCCCGCGCUCGAAGCGGUCGCAUCUCCCGAUGGACUUGCGCCAGGGCGGCCGCAACCCGCGCCUGUUCCGGCCCACCAAUCACACCCUGCUCGUUCUCAUCCGCGAGUAUCGCAACCUCGAGCGAAUGGCGCCCUGGUCGCGCACUGCCGCCCAUCAUUUCCGUCUCAUCAACGCCGACUGCCCCAAGACCGUCCGCGCCAUCAUCAGCCGGCGCACCGGCCGACAUUCGCUCGACGAAUUGAUCAUCGAGAAGCGGUUGCGGUUCGCCGGGGCGGCCGCGCUGCAGAAGAAAAGGGAGGGCAUCAAAAGGUCGCAACGCGCGAAGCGUCGUCUGCAUCCACGAGGCAGUGGGCGCUACGCACCGCAGGGUGUCCGCGCCCGGAUCAAAAGGAUGGCCCGGAUCCGUGGGCAUAUUGCCGAUGGAACUGUUAUUCGGGGCGGGAAAACGGGCGCUAAAACCAUGCGCGAACUUCGGAAGCUGCAGAUUGAAAAGAAAGAAAAGAUCAGGGCGCAGAAUCGCCAGCCACGCUGGGAAGAGCAGGACCGCCAGGAUCGUCAGGACAUUGAGGACCUUCAGAAACUGUUGGAGAGCCGAGAACUCCAGGAGCGCCAGGAAGCUCAGACAGCCCGAGCGCAAAAACAGCUGGAAGAUAUGGCACCGAGGACAUCCACUAGUGAUGAGGCUGAACCUUGGGCUGGUCUGGAGGGAUUCGAUCUGGGUGACAUGGACGACAACUCUUCGGGCAAGCGGGAGAAGGGCGACAAGAAGAGCUUGUCAGUGGACGAUUUCAUCAGCGCGCUGAAGGGGGAGCCUGUGGGGGGCAGCGCGGUGCCAGCAGACAGCGGUGAGACCGGGGAACAGAAUAAAAGGAAUACGAAGAAAAAGAAGUCGAAGAAAGAUAAGGAAUGGGGAGAUGGGGCUAUGUCACCGGAUGAUUUUAUAAAAGCAAUGAAAGGAGGUGGUGGUGACGAAGAAAAGUAA